AUGCAUUAUCUACAUUCACUAGCUUGCGCUUUGGCGCUUGCUCCCUCUGUUGCGUUUGCUGCACCUGCCUCGUCAGGCUUCCUGGAGAAUCCGUACAUCGGCAAGGAAGCAUACGCAAACCAGGAAUACGCGAAUAAACUGGAAGAAACCAUCCAGUAUUUUAACGAAUUAAAUGACGACCUUAAUGCGGCAAGGACGAGGACAGUCCAGAAAAUCCCUACCUUUGCUUGGAUAUCGGCUUCAUCAGACGUCGACAAAAUAGAGGGUCUUGUCCAGGAAACUCUCGCCGCUCAGAUAGAGACAAAAAAGCAGCAGAUUCUGCAACUCGUGGUUUAUAACUUGCCUGACCGCGACUGCUCCGCCGGCGCUUCUGACGGGGAGUUCAAACUCGAUGAAGAUGGCCUCAGCAAGUACAAAAAUUACAUUGACACUAUUGCCAAUGAACUGAGCACCCCCGAUGCUGAAAAGAUCAACUUUGUUGUCAUCCUUGAACCUGACUCGCUCGCAAAUGUUGUUACCAGCCUGGGCGUUCCCAGCUGCGCAAAAGCUGCCCCUGCCUACAAAGAGGGAAUCUCGUACGCCAUUGCGAAACUCCAGCUCCCUAAUCUCUCCAUCUACAUCGACGCUGCUAACGGAGGCUGGCUCGGCUGGGACGAGAACCUCAAACCUACCGCCACCUUGCUCGCCGAAAUCCUCCAGAGGGCUCAGGAGAUCAAAGCUGGAUCCACAGUCCGCGGCGUCGCUAUCAACGUCUCCAACUUCAACGAAUACCUCGCCCUCGUCCGCGAGAAUUUUACGGAGCUGUCAAAUAGCUGGGAUGAAAGUCACUAUGCCCAGUCACUUGCGCCACACCUCGAGGAAGCCGGCUUCCCCGCUCACUUCAUCGUCGACCAGACGCGCGCGGGCAGGGGCGGCAUCCGCACCGAAUGGGGCCAGUGGUGUAACGUACGAGGCGCAGGCUUCGGUACACGCCCGACGGCGGACCAGGCGGUGCUGCAGAAUCCGUAUGUGGACGCUAUUGUGUGGGUUAAGCCUGGAGGCGAGUCUGAUGGUACGUCGGAUCGCAAUGCUUCCCGUUUUGCUGAGACUUGCGCGGGGCCGGUGGCGCAUGUCCCUGCGCCUGAAGCUGGGUCAUGGUUCAACGAGUACGCUGCAAAUUUGGUUAUGUUGGCCAACCCUGAGUUAGAACCAACGUUCUAG
Molecule: messenger RNA, 1200 nt
Organism: Psilocybe cubensis
Lineage: Eukaryota; Fungi; Basidiomycota; Agaricomycetes; Agaricales; Agrocybaceae
Exons: 3
Coding region: 1-1200 (399 amino acids)
Biological process (GO): cellulose catabolic process
Molecular function (GO): hydrolase activity, hydrolyzing O-glycosyl compounds
Source: RefSeq, a predicted model, not a curated record